Tripterygium wilfordii is the source of this 4327-nucleotide messenger RNA. RefSeq names its product zinc finger MYM-type protein 1-like. The coding region runs from base 1132 to 2337 and encodes 401 amino acids. The record is from RefSeq and is a predicted model, not a curated record. The transcript is spliced from 2 exons. Lineage: Eukaryota; Viridiplantae; Streptophyta; Magnoliopsida; Celastrales; Celastraceae.
CUAAAAAAAAUUUUAGUUAGAAUAACACCAACCUAUUUAAAAAACCCAUAAGUCUACUUACUUAUAAAGCCCAUAAAAAAGCAAGUAAGAGUCAAAACAAUCUAAUAAAAGUGAGGGCCUGAGGGCCCAAGCCAAAGUAAGAAAAGUUUUAGCCCAUGAAUAACAGCCUCUUCUCCAAUUCUCCCCAUCCAUCAUAUUCCACUAUUCUGUAUUCGUAUCUCAUCAUUCUCAGUCUCACGGUCUGUCGAUCUCACCUCUCACGACUCUCCCCCAUUCUCUAAUCGAGCGAUUGAUUGAUUCUCUUCUUGUGUUUGUUGACUGGCGAGACUCGAGAGAAAGCUUUAGGGCCGACUAGGUUGCAGCCUUGCAGAUUAUUAUUAAAAUCUAAAUAUUAUAUGAAUAGUUGCCUACUUGGUGUCUUGGUGUUGGUGUUAUUUGGAAUUGGUGAUUUGGUGUAUUAUUGUAUUUGCCGUGCAACUGUGCAAGUGCUUGGUGAGUGGUGGUGCCGUGCUUGGUGACUCAGAACUUUGCUCAUUCUGCUCUCCAUGACCCAGCUUCAUAUCUUAUCAGGACUCAGCCACUCAGGUGUAUUCUAUUCUGAUUUCAAUUUUGAUAAUCUCUUUGUGUGGUGUAUUUACUGCUCCUGUCCUGCUUCCUGCCAUUUGUUUGUUUUAUUUUUCUUGUAUUGUUGUUGAAAAUACAAGUCAGGUUAUGAAAAAAGAAAACAGAAAAAAGAAGAAGAAUUAGUUCGAUCUUUAGUAGGAUCUCUUGAUAAAUUUUUACCUAGUAAACAAAGAGGUGGCUCAACAUCUAAUGUUGAAGAAGAAACAAAUCCACCGAUGAUGAGUGAUGUAGUUGAAAAUGAACAAGAUAAAGAAGAAGAAACAAUAGGUGAUAAGGAAGAAGAAAUUAGAAUAAGUGAUCAAGACAAUGAAGAAGAAAUUUUACCAAUAGAUGAUAAUGAAAUUGGACCAUUAAACAUUUAUGAUCCAGGAAAUUGGGAUAAAGUUAGUCAAAAUUUUAUAGACCUACUAGUGGAAAAAGGUCCAAUUAGAAUUCUUGAUGUUGAUUUUUGUAUUGAUGAUCUUGGUAGGCAUUUUUCAUCUAUUCAUUAUGAACGAGCGUUAUUGAAUGGAGAGACAAUAUAGGAAAUGGCUCGUAGAUUCCGUAGUUAAGGACAAAGUAUAUUGCUUUUGUUGUAAGUUAUUCAAGCAAGACCAAAACACUUCCCGGUUGACGACGGAUGGUUUUAAUGAUUGGAAACAUCUUAGUGAACGAUUUAGAGCUCAUGAAACUAGUAGUGAACACCUAGUUUGCAUGACCAAAUGGAUGGAAUUGCAAGUGAGGUCGAAUAAACUUGAAACAAUUGAUAAAAGUGUGCAAGAACAAAUAGAUAGGGAGAAAGAGCAUUGGAAACAAGUGUUAAUACGAAUAAUAGCCCUUGUAAAAACUCUUGCAAGAAAUAAUUUAGCAUUCCGUGGUCAUAGGGAGAAGCUUUAUAAAGGUAGAAAUGGAAACUUUUUAGGUUUUAUUGAGAUGAUUGGAGAGUUUGAUACAAUCAUGCAAGAACAUAUUCAACGAGUUAAAAAUAAAUCAAUUCACUAUCAUUGUCUUAGUCCAAAAAUACAAAAUGAGUUGAUCCUACUCUUAGCCAAUGAAAUUAAAAGUGCAAUUAUAGGAAGAGUAAAGAAGGCAAAAUAUUUUUCUGUUAUACUUGAUUGUACUCCUGAUAUAAGUCAUGACGAACAAAUGUCCCUAAUAUUGCGAUGUGUGGAUAUUUCUGUCAAACCAAUAAAAGUUGAGGAAUUUUUUAUCCAAUUUAUAAAAGUAGAUGAUACAUCGGGGCUAGGGCUUUUUAAUGUGCUCAAAGAUAUUUUAAAUACUCUUGAUCUUAAUGUUGGUGACAUAAGAGGACAAGGAUAUGAUAAUGGAUUAAAUAUGAAAGGAAAACACAAAGGUGUUCAAAAUAGGUUGCUUAUGGAGAAUCCUAGAGCAUUUUACACACCUUGUGGUUGUCAUAGUCUUAAUCUAGUACUUUGUGAUAUGGGCAACUCUUGUGAAAGAGCUAUAUCUUUCUUUGGAGUUGUUCAACGCAUAUAUUCAUUGUUUGCAUCAUCUACAAAAAGGUGGAAUGUUUUGAUGUCUUAUGUUAAAAAUCUCACUCUUAAGUCAUUUUCACAAACACGUUGGGAAAGUCGUGUUGAGAGUGUUAAAGCAAUGCGAUACCAAACUUUACAAGUUAGAGAUGCUUUAAUUGACUUGGCUAAUACUAGUGAAGAUCCAAAGACAAAGAGUGAAGCCCAAUCCUUAGCAACAAAUGAAAUUGAGAGUUUUUAGUUUUUAGUUAGUUUGAUAAUAUGACAUAAUUUAUUAUUUGCUGUAAAUUGUGUUAGUAAAACCCUUCAAACUGAAGAUAUGGAUAUUAAGAUUGCCGUAGAAAAGCUAAGUAGACUUAUUUUAUUUUUUGAACAAUAUAGAGAGAGUGGAUUUGUGGAUGCCAUGAUUAAAGCUAAAGAAGUAGCUAGUUCAAUGGAAAUUGAACCUAUUUUUAAAACAAAACGAAUAAUUCAAAAAAAGAGACAAUUUGAUGAAAUUAAUAAUGAAGAUUUAAUACGUUCAGCUGAGGAAUCCUUUAGAGUUGAUUACUUUCUAUACAUAGUGGAUAAAUCUAUUUCUUCUUUUAGAAGUAGGUUUGAACAACUUCAAUUAUAUGGAGAGACUUUUGGAUUUUUGUUUGAUUUGAAGAAGUUACAAUCCAUUGAUAAUCAAAGUUUAAUAUCAUAUUGCACUAAACUUGAGAAUUUUUUGAAGCGUGACACUUUUUAUGAUAUUGAUGGAAGAUAUUUAGCUUUAGAAUUAAAAGUUUUGUGUAACAUUUUACCUAAAGAAAUAAAAAAGCCUAUUAAAAUACUAAAUCAUUUGCAAACAAUGGAUGGUGGUUUUCCAAAUGCAUGGAUUGCAUAUAGAAUAUUGUUAACUAUUCCAGUAACAGUAGCCUCCGCAGAGAGAAGUUUUUCAAAGUUAAAGUUAAUAAAAUCAUAUCUUCGGGUCCACAAUGUCGCAAGAAAUGUUAAAUGGGUUAGCUAUGUUGUCUAUUGAAAGUGAUUUGACGGAAAAAGUUGAAUAUACUAACGUUAUUCAUGAGUUUGCAUCUCAAAAUGCUAGAAGAGUCAUAUUUAAGUAAUAUUUUUUUAAGAGCUUGACUUUUAAGAACUAUAUGAUAAUAACGGGGAACUAUAUGAUAAUAACGGGAAAAAAAAUUAAGGGGCCCCUUUUUUAGAGUUUGCCCAGGGCUCCCGUAAACUCAGAUACACCACUGGGCACUUUAAAAGUGUAACAAACCCAUGUUCAUACAACAAAAUUUGCUGACUGUUGCCAAAGAAUAAAUAUUAGCUAGUACUACUUCUAUAUACAAAUUCCAACUAACCCAUGUCUGAGAUCAUAAUCUUCUGCCUGGACUUAGCCAAACUUCAACAUACUGUUGAUCCUUGCGAGUCACAAACAUCUUGUUCCCUCCAAAAGCCAAGUUGGUGACCUUAGAGCCUUGCAUAUCCUUGACUCUCCCCAUCAAAUUCUUCCUAAAAACCGUAUCCCCAAGCCCUUCUGAGCUCCUUCUAGUUGAACUCAUCACCACCUCUGACCACAUCUCUAUAUCCCCUCCUUUGCCAUAAAACACUUGAUUUCCAUGACCUUCAAUCUUGCUUCCAAAACCCUCUUUCUUCCCGUUCAUCACUUUCCUCCCAUCACCAAGGCAAUGCCAUGAACUCCCUUUCUCUUCUUCUAAUUUCCUUAAAUCCAAAUAAGACACCUCCCCUGAAUUGACCCCAAUUUUAAACAAGCCUGACAUAUUAUCAGACACUGCAACAUCAGCAAAACGAUCCACCUUCUCUUUCAACUCCCAAACUGCACGUCCUGUCCUAAUAUCCCACAAUUUAAUGUUACCGGAAACACCAGAUGGCCCACUAUGCGAACCUGUUGCCAUCACCAAGUUAAACCCAGAAAUCCACCUAAGUUUCGUGGCGGGGAUUGCUGAAUCUAAAUUGACUCCAUAGAUUUCAUUAUGACCAAUCUCAGUAACUGGCAACAAGCUAUGCAAAUCAUAAACCAUAAUUGAAUUGGAGUUUCGCCUACCGGACUCAAAGCUCAUGAAGAACAAGUCUGGUGAGGAACCAAUGGCUUGAACCGUGGAGCUCGACUUGGUGGCAUACUCCCAAUUCAGGGUCUCUCUAACAAAACCCUUUGCAAGAUCGAUAAUCUACAGACCAGAGAAAUCGGUGGCCCCGGCGGCAGCUAAAUCCGGUGAAAUUGCUAAGAGGGAAUCAACGGC